UCUUCAGUGCGUUUUGUAGCAUGAAGGGGGGCUGUGGAUCAUGAAGAGGCUGCCAUUCAGGUGAGGAGCAGGUCUACUUCAUGUUAGACCAGCUCUCCCUCCACUCUCACCCCGACUCUCUCACAUGGACACACUCAAUCUGGGACAAAGCAAGUGUUUAUGAUCUCUCAUACUUCUUCCUGGAGUGAGAGGGCUAUUCAGAGAGUCCAAAAGACACCAAAGAAGACACGCUUGAGCUGGACUGACAGUUGCGUUGAGGGUGAGCAGGGGGCUGCUUCCCAUAGCAGCAGAGGACAACCAAUGUGAUCAGACAUAUCACAGAUUACUCCACCAGGCUACUGAGAUUUGGGAUUAAACGGUAUCAUGGAUGUACUCGCUUUGGAGGCAAAGAAAGAGGGUUCAGCAGAACCUGAGAAGAAGUCUUCAACAAGGCCAAAACCGAAACCUCCCAAAAAAGCCAAAAGGAUUGUUUACUUUGAGGUGGAGAUCGUGGAUUUAAAGACUAAAGAGAAACUGCUGCUGCUGGACAAGGUGGAGCCCACUGCUACUAUUCUGGAUAUAAAAGCUUUGUUUCAAAAAUCAUAUCCAAAGUAUUAUCCAGCCAGACAAUCCCUGCGUUUGGAUCCAAAGGCCAAGUGUCUCAGGGAUGAGGAGGUUCUGCAGACACUUCCUGUGGGAACCACAGCCAGCUUUUACUUCACUGACCUAGGACCCCAGCUCACAUGGGCGACCGUCUUCCUGUCAGAGUGUGUCGGCCCGCUGGUCAUCUACUUAAUGUUCUACUUCCACCUUCCCUUCAUCUACUCUCCGAAAUAUGACUUCACCAGCAGCAAGCACUGGGUGGUACACUUGGCCUGCAUGUGUCACUCCUUCCACUACAUCAAGAGAAUCCUGGAGACAAUGUUUGUCCAUCGUAUCUCCCACGGGACCAUGCCUCUCAGAAACAUAUUCAAGAACUGUGGCUAUUACUGGUGCACUGCAGCGUGGAUGGCGUACUACAUUAACCACCCUCUCUACACCACACCCUAUUACGGGCAGCAGCAGGUGAAUACAGGACUUUACAUUUUCCUGUUCUGUCAGUUAGGAAAUUUUUCCAUCCAUGUUGCCCUUCGUAACCUCAAAUCACAAGGUUCAAAAACCAAGAAGAUUCCCUACCCAACGAAAAAUCCCUUCACAUGGAUGUUCUGGCUGGUCUCUUGUCCAAACUACACAUACGAGCUGGGCUCCUGGAUCGGCUUCACGGUGAUGACCCAGUGUGUGCCUGUGGCUUUCUUUACUGUUGUGGCCUUCAUCCAGAUGGCUGUGUGGGCCAAAGGCAAACACCGCAGCUACUUAAAGGAGUUCAGCAAUUACCCGACCCUGCGCUCCUCCAUUCUCCCCUUCAUCCUGUAGAGCCUGGCAGAAAAACGACAAACGCAACCCACAUCCACCUUAUCACUGAUGGGCGCCUUCUUCAAGGCCUCUCCAUCCACUUGAUGUCAGGAAGUGUGUGCUGAGGUCAACAGUGUGGAUGGAUUUUGGUCAUAUGGACUCUGUGUAACAUUUUCUGACAUGUCCCUCCAUAACAAGGAGCGGCUGCUGGGUGUUGGACUGGUGAAUGCAGGACUGGCAGAGGAAGCCAUCAGAGUUGAAUGCAGCAAAGUCUUAAUUUAAUGUUAUAUGUGAUCUUGAAGAGCAAGAAGACGAGAGAUUAUUUUGCUACUUUGGUAAGUUGUAACAUGUUUGUUUGAGAGUGCUGUUUAGUUUUUCAGAAUCGCAUUAUUGUCGUAGCGAUUGGCUUCCUGAUCAGUGAAGUUUCCCACCGAGCAUGAAAACUAAAUCUCAUUGUCAAACUGGUGUGCAGCCUGGAGCUGACAACUUUGUGGCCUUGUGCAGUAUUCUGAUCUGACUGUAGCCUCCACACUGGUACCAUCUGAAGGGGAAAUUGUAUGCCGAUUCCCACGUUUUCCACUAUGACAGCAUGCACAGACACAUGUCCUACAAGUUUAAGUCAUCAAACCAACAUCAACAUACAUUUUUCAAGGAAGACAUUUUGAAAUGUCACAGGAGAAAAGCACAGGUGUAAAUUAUAAAAUUAGUGAUGCCUGAUUUCCAUUUAGCUGCUUUGAUUUCAAAAAGAGGAGAAGUUACAUCACGGCAUACCAAUGGGUACGACACACGUGCGGUAAAGUCUGGUCUGCACUUGCUAAAGGCUCAAUAGCUGGCAUGCUAUCAUAGAACAUGGGGGAUGAUUAAUUCAGUCCACUGAGGCAUCUGCAGCCAGCCUUGAGUCUGAAUAUUUUCCUACAAAAAGUAAAGACAUGAUUAGAAUUACAAUUCUGUAAUCAUAGAAAACAUCUGUAAUAAAAGACCAUGAAGACAUGCUUUCUAUUUGCAAACGUUCUAUUGUAUAUCGACCACCAUCAAGUUGAGUGCACCCAAAAGUUCUGUCAGGCCUAGUGCACCCAAGGAGGCUAAAAACAUGCACCCAGACAGCACUGUCUGAUGUAACCCCACCAACACUGUAGUUCCAGUUACACUGCACACGUGUCAUACCCCAUAAUCUCAAGUGUUGUGCAUGCUUCCUCACUGUCAUACUCACAGCAGGGACACUUUAAUAGCACAGAACCAUUAUUAGUGGUAUUAGUUACACCGCAGACUGUAAAAAUAAUGGACAUAGCCACCCGUUGGUUUGUCGAGUCAUGUUUUGAGGCCUCGAGUUCGUCAUUUUGGCCUCUGCCAUGUUGUUUUUUGGAGCCAGGAGUGAUCAUAUUUGGGUGAGAGGCUGGAGCUGUGGAGGAGCGAGGAGUGGAUCUGACUGAGAAGUUGAGGACACUAUUGGCAGACAGCUUGUCACUCAGAGCAGCCAACCCUUAAUUAUGUGUAACUUUAAGCAGUGAUAAAAUGUAACCGGGUGACUUGUAUAAAAAUUUACCCCUGUACAGUUGUCAUGAAGUGGGAAAUUAGCUAUAGAGACCAAAAUUGUUGUUUUGUACCAAGCUGUAAACAUGUUUAUCUCUGCUGUAAAGUUGGGCAUUUUAACAUGGGUGUUUAAGGGGAUUGACUGGCUUCUGGAACCAGGCUUAAGUGGCUGUUAAAGAACUAGGAGUUUUUGGCACUUGCAUGUUGGCUUCACUUUUUUAUCCCCAGAGAUUGCUGCUUAAGUAACGCCUGUGAUUUUCCUACAAUGACAAGUCAAAUUGUCUGCUGUGAAAAAGGCCAAUCAUGUGUCUAGCAUAAUGUUUCUGUGCAUUGACCUUUUCCCACCCGAUUAUUUUCGUACUAAUCUGGAGAAUGGCUCAGAUGCAAAUACAGACUGAAACACCAUUUGACUGUGCUUUACAAUAUCGGCAAAGGACAUUAGAAUAACACACUGAAUUCACUGAAUGCAUUUCAAAGAGCACUGCAUCGACUGAACCUUCACAUUAAAUGACGAACUUCGAUGUUGUUUCUAAAAAAUAUCCUGCUGCAAUUUUUCUGAGAGCAUUGAGUGUUUUUUUUUUAAACUGAAUGUAUUUACAAUAUUUGAUCACUUGUCCUCACAAGGUUAUGCCAACCCAUUAAAACAACUGUUUUUAGCCAAAUUACUGAUGCGAUGAGUGUAAUAAACAAGAAAACAAGUGAGUGAACAGAGA
Messenger RNA from Epinephelus fuscoguttatus (brown-marbled grouper), 3614 nucleotides. RefSeq names its product trans-2,3-enoyl-CoA reductase a (gene tecra). The record is from RefSeq and is a predicted model, not a curated record. Bases 364 to 1392 code for a protein of 342 amino acids. Gene Ontology annotation, molecular function: oxidoreductase activity, acting on the CH-CH group of donors. NCBI's taxonomy places the organism in Eukaryota, Metazoa, Chordata, Actinopteri, Perciformes, Serranidae. The transcript is spliced from 11 exons. Gene Ontology annotation, biological process: very long-chain fatty acid biosynthetic process.